ACUAUUUAAAAAAACAUAAACGAUUUUUAUUAUUGUUAGUGUGUUGUUGAAAUCACAUUACAGACAUAUUACUAAGGAAACAAAGCGACCAGUGUGCAGGCCUAAAACAAUAGUCAUCUGGCACAAGUCGUAAUUUGCCAAAACUAAAGUGGUGUUGUUGUGUGAGUAGGUCUAUUUUUUCUUUUCAAGAAAAAAACGGUUUGGGUUCCAUGAGUACUUUUUUCCUAAAAAAGUUUCGUAAAGAAAGUACAGAGGACAUUGAAAUUGCCAACAUUGAUUCUCAUGGGUCAAAACAAAACAAAUGGUUUAUGAAAGGGGACGUAGUUAACAAAAUUGUGAAUGCUGGAAAUUUCGUUAAUCUUCCAGAAUGUUCUCCGACUCAAGUUCAUUUUGAAAAUAUACUGUAUGAUGUUGUUUUGGAAAAUCCAACACCUUUAUCGUAUUGUUUGUACAAAACGAAAUCUUUAGUUACUCAGUUCCUGAGUCGAGAAUCAGCGAAAGAAACACCACCUUUAGUGAAAACAAAACGAAUUUUAUUUGGAUUAUCUGGAACUAUUAAAAGCGGAAGAUUAGUUGCAUUAGUAGGAGCGUCUGGUGCUGGAAAAUCUACGUUUUUGAAUAUUUUGAGCGGACGCUUGCUUCCAACAGGAGGAAGUGUUCAAUUUAAUGAGCAUCCUUUAACCAAAAAUGUGGUUUAUGGAAAUUCAGCUUACGUUCAACAGGAAGAUCUUUUUCUAAAAAAUCUAACCGUAGCAGAACAUUUAUUUUUUCAAUUGAAACUACGACUAGGAAAAGAAACUACACCAGAGCUGUACCCCUUAUCACUGAAUGUAUUAUUAAGUCAUCUUGGUUUACAAAAGUGCAGUAAGAAUUUCAUAUCGGGUCGAUCUAGCGAAUUGGGUGGCAUUUCCGGUGGUGAAAAAAAACGUUUAAAUAUAGCGUCCGAAUUAUGCCACUUUCCUAAUGUUUUAUUUGCUGAUGAACCCACAACAGGUUUGGAUUUUUCAAUGGCAAGAUCUGUGGUAUCAAAACUUCGACAUUUGGCCAAUUCAGGCCGUACAAUCAUUUCAUCCAUUCAUCAGCCAAGUUCAGAAGUUUUCGAAAUGUUUGAUGAUGUUGUGCUCUUAGCUGAAGGUCAAUUGCUCUAUAUGGGGCCAAGGUUAGGGUGCAUUGCAUGGUUAGGAAAACUAGGUUGUACCUGUCCAGCAUAUUACAAUGCAGCUGAUUUCAUUAUUAAGACAACAACAGUUUCAAAUGAUGCGCUGCGACGGGAACAAAAAAUUAAGCAAAUUAACGAGUGGGCUCGAUUGUGGGCUGAAGAAGGAGAGCAAUUUCAAGAACAUUGGAAAGAAAGUGAAAACACGAUGCUCAGAAAAAUGACAACGUUCACUGAACUUCAAUACAAAACAUUAGGAUCGGAUGUAGAGAAGAAUUCGCAAAAAUCUAACAGGAAGAGUAGAGCAGAAGAAGAAGAACAGAUAACAAGUGUAUUAAAGCCAGUAUAUGAUGACUCAAAAGAACUGAUAAUGGUCAAGUCCUUCAUUCAAAAAAGUCAUAGAAUGGAUGGUAGUGGUUCACAUGAAAUGCUAGGAUGGUGGACUCAGUUGCGCAUUUUAUGUAAACGGGCCAUGUACGAUAAUUUUCGAGAUACAUCUCAGCUCACGUCGCGAGUACUGCAAUCAAUCGCUCUCGGUUUGGUGAUGGGUCUUCUUUUUUUUGGGUUAGAAUGGACGUACGCCGAUUCAGUCAGUCGAGUCUCAGCAUCUUAUAUGAUUAUUGUAAAUCAAUCUAUGGGUGGUGCAUUCGCAGUGAUUAAUACUUUUUGUUAUGAAAAACCUGUCAUUUAUCGAGAGUAUCAAGCUGGAUUGAUUAGUCCAUCUGCUUAUUUUUUUGGAAAAAUGUUAGCUGAUGCUGUUAUGCAACUUAUUUAUCCGUUAAUUUUUGGAACAUUGGCAUUUUGGCUGGCUAAUCUCGGCUCAGAGUUUCUUGUGUAUAUCCGUUUUACCCUUUUUCUUAUAAUAUCUUCCAAUUCAGCGGCUUCCAUUGGGUAUUUGGCAUCAUCUCUUACAAUGGUGCCUGAAGUAGCGAGUGUGAUUUGUAAUCUAAUAUCUAUUCCUAUGUCCAUGUUUGGGGGAUUUCUCAUUAAUUUAGAUGAUACAAAAAGUUACUUAUCAUGGAUUCAACAUAUUUCGUAUUUGAAGCAUGGAUUUUUUGGAGGUCUUCGUGAACUGUUUCGAAAUCAAGAAAUUUGUUGUGUUGGAGGAAAACCUCUAAAUGGAUUAGAGUUUAUAAAAAAUCAUCUUACUGUAAAUGAUGUUUCCUUUUUCACGAGCAUUUUCUUAUUUCUACUAGUUUUUAUCAUGUACCGAACAAUCGCUAUUGUAGGAGGCUCUUUAGCUAUGAUUUUUUAUUCAGAAAAUAAGUCCAAAUAAAAUGUUUGGGUUUCAUUUUUCAACAUGAACACUCUCUCACGUUUCUACUAUACAAUACAUGAGGCCUACCGUAAUGAUAAUCGUGGAGUUUGAUGAUUCGUGACGCUGUUUGCGUCAUUUGUCUUUUACGACUCUGUCAUUAAAUAUAUAAGAUUAUAAAAGUAAAAGCUUUUUCUAAAACUUUUAAUUUUUUGAAAAGUAGAAUAUUUUUUUUUUGUGCAAAAGAACGUGUUUUACAAAUUAGUACAAACAAAUGAAAAGAUUAUUUAAAAUAAUAAAAAUAAUGUUUUCUUUUAUUUAUACAAAGAUACCGUCACUUGACAAAUCUUUUUAUGUUUUUACCCAUUUCGUUAUUUAAAUUUUAAAGUGGUGAAAAAACGGAAACAUCAGGGAAACUGGAUAUUUGUUCAUUUUUUGCGCUGGAAAUACCAUAUGAUUUUUCGAGAUUUGUAAAAUACGUCGCUAGAAACGAAAUUCUUGUGUUUUUUUCUCCAUCAACGUCUUAAUUUGAUAAUAUUUUUUUAAUAAAAAAUGAACAUACGAACCUUUCAAAAAAC
Messenger RNA from Hylaeus volcanicus, 2989 nucleotides. RefSeq names its product ABC transporter ATP-binding protein/permease wht-1-like. The record is from RefSeq and is a predicted model, not a curated record. Gene Ontology annotation, molecular function: ATP binding; ABC-type transporter activity; ATP hydrolysis activity. Gene Ontology annotation, cellular component: plasma membrane. The coding region runs from base 210 to 2432 and encodes 740 amino acids. NCBI's taxonomy places the organism in Eukaryota, Metazoa, Arthropoda, Insecta, Hymenoptera, Colletidae. The transcript is spliced from 20 exons.